GUUGCCGCCACGCCACGAACAAGUGGCUCCUCACGUGUGAGAGAGUCUCCAAGGUAUCGUACCCGAGAGCCUAAGAGGUAUCGUACCCAAGAGCCUAAGAGGUAUCGUACUCGCGGCCCGCUAAAGUGUCGUACUUGAGAGCCUUCGAGGUGUCGUGUGAUCGUUCUUCCGUUGCUAAAGUGAUAUAUGUGCCACAACGCUCAGCCAGGUGUGUGUUUACCCCGUAGUGUUGGAGGCAGGUAUGGGGGAGGCCGGAGUGGUGUACAACAAUGUUGGGGGGCCGGCGCCCCCCACCUCCCCGCCACAGGGACAGACUCCAUGGCCGCCGUCCCCCGCCGGUCCGCACGAUUCACUAACUCUUCUGGCCGACAUCGCCCUGGUGUGCGCCGACAAGCCAUGGCUGGCCGCCCUGCGACCAGAAGAUCUCCCCGCCCGUUACAACACGCCCACGCCCGCGACGACGCCCACGCCACACAGAGAGAGCAACACGCCCGUGCUGGAGCUGGACGCCCACACCACCAUCAUUACUGUGGCGCCACAGCACGACCAGCCUCUCAACCUCAGCACUAGUCCGCCACGAACGCCCACACACUCGCCGCCCGCGCCCACGCCGCCCACGACUCCGCCCCCGCCUGUACGAGACGCUCACAUCUGUCCGGAGUGUGGGCGGACUUACUCUACCUCUUCCAACCUCGCAAGACACAGACAGACGCACCGGUCCCCGGACGACAAGCGGGUGGCGCGCAAGUGUCCGUACUGCGACAAGGUGUACGUGAGCACGCCCGCCUUCAGCCAGCACAUGCGCACCCACAACCAGGGCUGCAAGUGCACCACCUGCGGCAAGUGUUUCUCCCGCCCCUGGCUCCUCCAGGGUCACAUCCGCACCCACACAGGAGAGAAGCCCUUCAGAUGUUCCACGUGCGGCAAGGCCUUCGCUGACAAGUCCAACUUGCGAGCGCACGUCCAGACCCACUCCAGCAUCAAACCCUACGCCUGCACCCGCUGUGGCAAGUCCUUUGCCCUCAAGUCCUACCUCUACAAGCACGAAGAAUCCUCUUCUUGUAUGAAGCUACAUCGAGCACUGAGUCGGAGCUGCGUGGCGUCCCACACUCCUGCAGCAGCAGCAGCAGCAGCAACAGCGGCCGUCACGAUGCUUGGCCCUCCUGACCUGCCUCCUGGCGUCAACACCGCCCUCCACCAACCACCAGUCGGCCUUGGGAGCCGCCUGGGAGCACGACCCAUGCAUACAGUAACUAUCCUUCGCUCGGCCCCAAAUAUGCAUACCGCACGCGUCCAUUGACGUCGUCGCGACGCUGUUGAAAGCGCGCGCGUAUGCGUUCCAUACCACACUCUUACACGCACGCCGGGAAGCACCUCCCAAAGCAAGAGGAACAAGGCAUAUGCGCUGUGCUCGACUGACAAAAAAAAAUUGUCACUGGUUACGAAACUAGUCAGUUGUUAUAAUGCAGUUAAGUAGUGGAGGGCGCCAUUAGAUGUAGGUCUGAUGUAAUAGGGAGAUACAGAGACAUCAUUAACCUGAUGCUAUGGAGAGACAAGGAGUUAUAUGGCUCCUACACACAUGCCUGUGUAGUUACUUGUUGCCUGGGCUAUUGAGUCACGUGUGUGGCGGACCAUAUGUCCCUCAACUAUGGUCCAGUUACGUUGGUCUUAACGAUGCCUUACCGCCGGUGACACGCGGUGAUUACUGGCGACAGGUAGUAAGGUCAUGUGACAAAGUGACAGGGAGUGCAGGUGACAGUGAUAUAGAGAGAAGGUGACAUGCUGGACAGGCAAGCAAUUUGAGGCGUCUGGGUGAUGGGUGACGGGUUGGGUGACAGGUGACGGUAGGGGUUAGGGGGGGGGGGGUUUAAGGAGUGUCUAGGGGUGACACUGGGGGGAGUAGGAGUGGGGGUUCCUCCCUACACGUGUGGUUAAGGGGACCAGCACACAGCCUGUGUUCUCUCUACUAAAAUAGAACACUUUAGGCAAUAACCCACUGCAAACUCCUACAUAUAUUGGAUGCAAUGUAGAAUGUAGAUAAUCGCUCGUGUUAACUAAUAAGAAACUAUUAAUCGGUAAAAAACAAAAAAAUAAGCAUGAAGAAGUCAUUGAUACGAAUAAUUAAGACAUAAGAUGGGUCCAAUAGAAUUUAGUAGCUAGGGAUGGCCUCCCAGCGCAAGGCCCCUUAGGUAAGGGGUGCCAGGUGCCAGAAGGCUUGGCACCAGAGACGGCCACCACUGGCAGGGGGAUAGGAGGAGGGAUAGAGCCAUAGAGGGGAGGGGGGGGAGUAGCGGGAUAGUGCCAUAGAGCAAAUAUCGGAUGGGAUAUCUAGUCAAUAGCGUGUCGAUGCCACGGCUCAACCCGGAGUUAAGAGACAUCUAGUAAGUGCUAGAUUAACCUCUUAUCGGGUUGACUGUAAUUCCUGAAGUGCCUGUAGUAAUUCACCUCUGGGACCACGGAGUAACUUGCUUUUUGUAACCUUUGUAUUACUUUGUAGAAACUCACAAAAACUGUAUAAAAAUUUAAGUCAUUAAUGUAAGAUGUAAAAUUGUGAAAGUGUUGGGUAGCUCUGGCAACAUGGGGCUCUGUGGCCCCCAGCACGGCCUGCUAGGCACAUGGGUGGCCCCCAGCACGGCCAGCUAGGCACAUGGGUGACCCCCAGCACGGCCUGCUAGGCACAUGGGUGGCCCCCAGCACGGCCUGCUAGGCACAUGGGUGGCCCCCAGCACGGCCAGCUAGGCACUUGGGUGGCCCCCAGCACGGCCAGCUAGGCACAUGGGGUGGCCCCCAGCACGGCCUGCUAGGCACAUGGGGUGGCCCCCAGCACGGCCUGCUAGGCACAUGGGGUGGCCCCCAGCACGGCCAGCUAGGCACAUGGGGUGGCCCCCAGCACGGCCAGCUAGUCACAUGGGUGGCCCCCAGCACGGCCAGCUAGUCACAUGGGUGGCCCCCAGCACGGCCAGCUAGUCACAUGGGUGGCCCCCAGCACGGCCAGCUAGGCACAUGGGUGGCCCCCAGCACGGCCAGCUAGUCACAUGGGUGGCCCCCAGCACGGCCAGCUAGGCACAUGGGUGGCCUCCAGCCCGGCCAGCUAGGCACAUGGGUGGCCCCCAGCACCACCAGACAUAAGGGUAGCCAUCA
Messenger RNA from Procambarus clarkii (red swamp crayfish), 3141 nucleotides. Its product is annotated as zinc finger protein SNAI2. The record is from RefSeq and is a predicted model, not a curated record. Lineage: Eukaryota; Metazoa; Arthropoda; Malacostraca; Decapoda; Cambaridae. Gene Ontology annotation, molecular function: RNA polymerase II cis-regulatory region sequence-specific DNA binding; DNA-binding transcription factor activity, RNA polymerase II-specific. Gene Ontology annotation, biological process: regulation of transcription by RNA polymerase II.